UUGUGUUGAAUCCAGGCUCACAAGGGCUGCAUGAGAUCUGCUUCAACAGCCCAGGUGAGGUGAGGUGGGCAGGGCUUGUUACAGAGCAUGAGUAAUAGGGCAGGUACAACGAGCUAUUCAGUUUGCACAGACAAUUCAAACCCACACCUUAGAGCUGCUGCUUCAUGCUGCAGAGAGCACAGACGCCACCACUGACUGUAAUUUAACUUUACAAGCUGCUUUUUCGUCAAGGUUCAGGACUUGGGAACAAACCAGGGUUUUCUCAUCCAGUCAUGAAGGAACAGAAUGGUUACCAGUCACACCACUUGUCACACUGAAGGUAAACCUCAAGGCCUGUUGUGAGUAGAGACUCAGAGGGGCAUCGAUGGAGUCCAAUCUGUCCCAGCUGUCUUCACUGAUAGAGGACGACAACCCUAUUUACAUCCAGCCACAUUACAAGGAAUCCUACCGUCUGGCCAUCUACGCCCUGCUCUGCGGGGGCAAAGAGGCCUACGAGGAGUUCCUCCAGGCAGAGCAGAUCAGCCACCUUCUGUCAGAGGAGGAGAUCCUGUUCAUUUUGGAGAAUGCAGAGUUACCUGUCCUGGAGGAAGAGACCGAGGAGAAACAGGACAAGGACGGGCUCAGUCCCUCCACAUACUUCCCAGUCGAGUCGGAUGAGGAGGUGCCGGACCUGGAGCUGGGCUGGCCCGAGGUUUCGCUGGAGAGCGUAGACACGAGCAUCAGCCUGCUGUACCAUCCGCCCAGGCUAAACACACCGAGCAUUAAAGAAGUGGUUCGCAAACAAAUACAGGAGGCGAGGAAGGUUAUCGCCAUAUCAAUGGAUGUCUUCACUGACGUCGAUAUUUUCAAAGAGCUCAUCACAGCCACGUUGAGGGGCGUGGCGGUCUACAUCCUCCUGGAUGAGUCCCGCUACAGCAGCUUCCUUGCCAUGUCGCACAGGAUUGGCAUCAACAUCCAAGACCUCAAGAACAUUCGUGUUCGGACGGUUCAGGGGCAGGAAUAUAAGUGCCGGUCCGGGGUGAAGUUCCACGGAGAUCUGGAGCAAAAAUUCCUACUGGUGGACUGCCGGACAGUGUUGUACGGAACGUACAGCUUCACAUGGUCCUAUGAGAAGAUCAACCUCAGCAUGAUCCUGGUGAUCACUGGUCAGCUGGUUUGCUCUUACGACGAGGAGUUUCGAAGAUUGUACGCUCGCUCCACUGUUCCUCCGGUGCGAUUCGCGGCGAGGCCAUCUGCCCAGUACCUGCGAGAGCCUGUGACCAUGCAGAGCCCAAACUCCAGCCAUCUAUCCCUCCAUCAGAUUCACAUGAGAUCCAUUGGGAUGCAAGCCAUGAGAAGUGCUCAGGAAGAAAAGUAUAACAAUGCUGCCAUGUUGACCAGGGGCCUCAGCGUGCAGGAGAAAUUGCAUCAGUAUCACUAUCCUGACAUCGGGAAUCUGGUGCGGGGACACAGUUACGGCGGAGAACUACAGAAGUUAAACUCCUUGACUCGGCUGAGGAUGGGAACCAAAGACCUCGGAGUCCCUGUGGAAAGGACUGGAUCAAACCCGAGGGGUGUGAACGACAUGUUGCCAUCAAACAGGACUCAGCAGCAUCUUCGGCACCAGACUCGCUACGGAGCGGAUCAGAAUCUGAUUCCAUUCAACUCUGAGACGUCACUGCACAGGUGGAAGAUGGACACGUACAUGAACGACAGCGACAUGCCUCUAGAUGCAUCGUGUGAUGCGCUAUCCCCGAUGUCAUCUCCAUACAGUAGUCACACCGGAUUAAACGAGUAUCAGUCUCAGCAGAUUCACACCCGGUCCAGGAACAUUAAGUCCAGGAUGGAGGAAAUGAGGCAAAAGAGGCUCAGUCUGCAGGAUUUCAACAACCUCAGGCAGAGCCAAGAGUCCUUGAGGUCUGGAUAUCUGUCAGAAAGACCUAAAUUUGUCUCGUUACGAAGAGGUCUGGACAUGAGUGUGGCAGAAUUAGAGUCAGACACACACAAUGGAGGCAACCAGAAACCAGCCAACCACAAAGACAGUGAACCAAACAUGGAAGAAGGUCUAACUGAUGGACACCGUUCCACUUCUCACUACGAUGUCAAAACGGUUUCAGAUCGAAGGACGAUGCCGACGUACGACUGGCAUGAGCCUCUUUCCAGAACAACCUCGGCAAGUGACUUGGAUGUGAAACUAAAGGAUCCAUCGCUCAAGCUCUCUCAUCUGCAGCCCAGCGGUCUCAGUAACCAGCACGCAAGAGCAAUGGAGUCUUUGAUCGAAAUCCCUGAAGAGAAAGAGGGUUCAGGCUCACGUGUCAACAGUUCAGACUCCGCCGCAUUCAAAGCGGGAAACGAGGAGAUUCGCAAGGACGAGAAAGUAAAGGAGAACUCUGUGACACUGAACUUACAGGCAGAAUCACAACAUCAGGGGCCAGUCAAGAGAAAACAUGGCUCUACAGGUAAGGUGGCUAACAGCUCAGACUCCCCAUAUCCCAAAGGACAGACACCAGUACCGAAUGAGGCACAAGCUGUCCCAAACACUUCUCACCAUGCAGUGGAUCCUAAGACCAGUCACGCGGACAAAGGGCAAACACAGUCUGAGGAACCGACCCUCCAAAGGAAAAACUCCUUGAGAAUGAAAGUAUAUUCACUGCUCACAAAAGAGGAGAAGACGCUCCAAAGAAAGCCUUCACUGAGAUCGAAGAAUCCCUCGGCAUCAAACCAACCAGUCAAAGCAGAACAUUCACAGGCGUCUGCGGCAGACCAAACAACAAAGAAAGGUCAUUCACCGAACAUCUCCAGGUCGCAGAACUCUGUCGACGGUCCAUCUGAGACAGACAGGUCAAAGUCUCCAUUCCCGAGAUUAUCUAUUCAGCGUUCAAGUAAAAGAAAGACGAACCCAGCAGCAGAGCAGGACCAAGGAUCAGAGAGCACUCUGGACGACAAGGGAACGACUACCAAUCAAAGACAGAAAGUAUACAGUCGAUUUGAAUACUUGUUGAACAAUGAUGGCAAUCCCAAAGACAGGGGCAUUCCACCAAACAGGCCUCAGUCUGGAUAUCCAGCAUAUCAGACACAAAGUGGGACUGAAAACAAACUGGGAAAAUUCAUGCAGCGAGUAGGCGGUCUAAUAGGCAAGAAUAAGUAAAGCUGCGGGAAGAAAAGUAGGCCGCCAUGUUCAG
This is a messenger RNA of Acanthopagrus latus (yellowfin seabream), 3161 nucleotides long. Its product is annotated as protein FAM83B-like. Gene Ontology annotation, cellular component: membrane; cytoplasm. The transcript has 5 exons. Bases 365 to 3127 code for a protein of 920 amino acids. Lineage: Eukaryota; Metazoa; Chordata; Actinopteri; Spariformes; Sparidae. The record is from RefSeq and is a predicted model, not a curated record. Gene Ontology annotation, biological process: epidermal growth factor receptor signaling pathway.